This is a messenger RNA of Trichomonas vaginalis G3, 2163 nucleotides long. RefSeq names its product surface antigen family. NCBI's taxonomy places the organism in Eukaryota, Parabasalia, Trichomonadida, Trichomonadidae. The record is from RefSeq and is a predicted model, not a curated record. Bases 1 to 2163 code for a protein of 720 amino acids. The transcript has a single exon.
AUGAAUAUGCUCUUUUUGGCAGUUAUUUACAAGGAUAUUGAUCCAAGCUGCUAUUCAGCCGAUGGUAAAAACCUUACUAGUGUUAACGAUACUUCUUCAUAUCUUAGAAUUUCAGCAAAAUGUGAAAUAGUAGAAUAUAGUUGUUUCUAUGGACUAAAGUCGUUAAUUUCAUUUACUUUUGAAGAAAAACCUAAUUUAACAUUAAUUGGUCCAAAUGGUUUUGGUUUUUGCGAUCACCUUACAAAAAUUGAUUUAUCUUUUUGUCAUAAAUUGAAAAUCAUAUCAGCAUAUGCGUUUUAUUUUUGUGAUGCAGUUGAAGAGAUUCUUUUACCAGAAGGACUUUUAGAAAUUCAUGGAAUUGCUUUUGGAUUUAUUGAUAAAGUAAAGUGUAUAACAAUUCCAGCUUCUGUGAAAAUAAUUCAAGAUUCUGCAUUUAGUGAAUUCACUAGUCUUCAAAGUAUUACAUUCGCAGAAGGUUCAGAAUUAACUUAUUUAGAUAACAUUUUUAGCGGUUCUUUUUUAAUAACUUCAUUUGAAAUUCCGGAAAAUGUUGCAAAAGUCAACGGAAAUGUUUUCUUUGGUACAGCGGUUAAAAAUAUUUCAAUUCAUCAUAAAAACAAAUAUUUAAUUCUCGUGGAUGAUACUAUUUAUUCUUCAAACAAAAGUAUUUUAUUUUGCUCAUUUAAAUAUUCAUCUGGAGAAUAUGAAAUUCCAAAUGAUGUUAUAACUUUAGGAGAAAGAUGUUUUUAUGGGUUAACCCUGAAUAAUAUAAUAAUCCCAGAAAACGUGAAAAGAAUCGAAGAAUAUGCUUUUGCACUUUGUUACGAUUUAAAUUCUGUAACAAUUAAAGGAAUUUUAGAAUAUAUUGGCGAUAAAAUUUUUUAUGAUUGCUUUAAUAUGGAAACUAUUUAUUUCCCAUUUUCAACAAUGAUAGUUAAUGCUGAAUUGUUUUGUCCAUUGCAUUCUUCAAAUUUACGAAUGAUAUUUACUAACAAAACAUUAUUUUCUAAUGAUGCAAUUGGAAAAGAAACGAAAGUUUCAAUAUCAUAUCUGGAUGAAUCAGAUCUUUUUAUUUUUAAAAAUUCAUUGAUUAUGAAUUCAAUUCAAACAUUGGUUUAUGAAUUUUGGGGAUACAAUUACACAACAAUUACUAUUCCUAACUCAGUAACAACAAUAAAAGAAAGAGCUUUUGAAAGCUCUUCACUUAAUAAUAUACAUGUUGAAAAGGAUUCUAGUCUAUCUGUAAUAGAGAAUCUUGCCUUCAACAAUUGUUCAAAUUUAGAAUCCUUUGAUUUAACAAAUUUGCCCUUAAGUUCCAUUGGAUUUUCUGCAUUCAAAGGAUGUUCGAAAUUGACUCAUAUCAGAUUUUGGUUAUCUAAAUUGAUUUUAAUGGAUAAUGCAUUUGAAAAUUGUAUAAGUUUAAAGAGUGUUAGUAAUAUAUUUAAUAUUCCUGAAAGAUGUUUUGCUGGAUGCAUUAAUUUGAGGGAAAUUUCUUUUUGUGAAAAUACAGAGAUCAUUGGAAUUCGAGCAUUUGAAAAUUGCUAUUCCUUAGAAACAAUAACAAUUCCAGCAUCGGUUCAAAUAAUAUCAGAGUAUUCAUUCCUUAAUUGUAGAAAACUUAAAUCAAUCACAUUCAGUUCAAUAAAUAGUUUGUCUUUUAUUGCAGUCAACUCUAUCUCUGUUUGUGAUUCUCUUACAAAUAUAAGUAACUUUGAAUCAGAUAAAUACAAAUCAAUUGAUAAUACACUUUACAGAAAGAAUGAAUCAGGAGAAUAUCUAAUUUAUCAUUUGAGUAAUUCUAUUAAUGAUAUGCUUACUGUCAAUUGUGAUACUAUUUGUAGUUAUUCGUUUAAUCACAGCAACAACAUUCAGAAAAUUAAAAUAGUUAGUGUUUAUUUGAUUGAAGAAUUUUCAUUCAAUAAUUGCAUCAACCUUAAAUAUAUAAAUUUCCCUCUUUCAGUUCAAACAGUUCAACCUAUCGCAUUCAAUGAAUGCAGAUCCAUUAAAUGUCCACUUAUUAUUGAAAAUCAAUCAAGCACUUACAUUAAAAUGCUUGUUGAUUCUGGUAUUCCUCAAUCAAUAAUUACUUCAUGUAAAAAUUCUCGUAGUCCUAAUAUAGAUAAACUACUUUUAGAUAAUUUCAGGAAAGCCAGAAGACAUUAA